Anopheles funestus (African malaria mosquito) is the source of this 1893-nucleotide messenger RNA. RefSeq names its product probable cytochrome P450 6a14. Gene Ontology annotation, molecular function: oxidoreductase activity, acting on paired donors, with incorporation or reduction of molecular oxygen; monooxygenase activity; heme binding. Lineage: Eukaryota; Metazoa; Arthropoda; Insecta; Diptera; Culicidae. The transcript is spliced from 2 exons. The record is from RefSeq and is a predicted model, not a curated record. Bases 223 to 1725 code for a protein of 500 amino acids.
CAACAAGCAAGAGAUGCGCUAUAAAGUGACCCACAAUUGGAUGAGUGUCUAGCAGUCGAGAUCCAUCUGUCAUCGUGCCCGGUUGAUUGUUCAACCGUUGGUGUUAGUUUUAUACUAGUGAUGCAAUAAAAAAAGAAAAGGGGAGCGGUAAUUACAUUUCCGGUUAUUGUAGCAGAUAACAAGUUCAACGCCACAAAAAAAACGAAAACUAAACCAGCCAUUAUGGAGCCGCUAGACAUUUUGAUCUCGGUAGUGAUGGUUUGCUUUGGGGUGUAUUUGUUGAUCGACAGGCGAUUCCAGUACUGGACCAAUCGUAAUGUACCGCAGUCGAAGCCGGAAUUGGUAUUUGGCAAUGUUCGUGAGGUGACCCAAACGAUUCAUUUGGCGGAUAAGUUUCGGGAGAUUUAUAAUGAGCUGAAGGGAAAGCAUCCACUGGUGGGAGUUUAUCUAUUCUUCAAGCCAGUAGCCCUGAUUACUGAUCUGGAGCUGUUGAAGUGUGUGUUUGUGAAGGAUUUCCAGUAUUUCCACGAUCGGGGAACUUAUUACAACGAGAAGCAUGACCCACUAACGGCUCAUCUGUUUAAUAUUGAGGGCCAGAAGUGGAAAAAUCUACGUAACAAGCUCUCGCCAACGUUCACGUCCGGCAAGAUGAAGAUGAUGUUCCCAACGAUCAUUGCGGCAGGGAAGCAGUUUAAGGACUUUAUGGAGGAAACCGUUCACGAGCAGGUAGACUUUGAACUGAAGGAUGUAAUGGCGCGUUUCACGACGGAUGUGAUCGGUAUGUGUGCGUUCGGUAUCGAGUGUAACAGUAUGCGUGAUCCGGAUGCGGAGUUCCGUGUGAUGGGCAGAAAGAUCUUUGCCCGUCCCCGAGGAAAAGUGAAGAGUUUGGUGAUCAACUCGAUGCCACGACUUGCCAAGCUGAUUGGUUUGCGUACCCUCGAUCCGGAGGUGUCGGACUUCUUUAUGAAAGCUGUACGAGAUACGAUCAAGUACAGAGUGGAAAACAAUGUGCAGCGUAAUGAUUUUAUGGACAUUCUUAUCCGGAUGCGCAGCGAUAAGGAGACAAAGUCGGAUGACGGUACGCUGACGACUAACGAAAUUGCUGCCCAAGCGUUUGUGUUCUUUUUGGCGGGAUUCGAGACAUCUUCCACCUUGUUGACAUUUACGUUGUAUGAGCUGGCGUUAAAUCAGGACGCGCAAGAUAAGGGAAGACGAUGUGUCAAGGAGGUGCUCGAGCGGCACAACGGAGAGCUAACGUAUGAUGCUGUCAUGGAGAUGCACUAUUUAGACCAGAUACUGAAAGAGAGCCUUCGAAAAUAUCCACCGGUUCCAGUACAUUUCCGUACAACUUCCAAGGAAUAUCAGGUGCCCGGUACUAAGACAGUGCUUGAAGCCGGUACCUCCGUCAUGGUGCCCGUGUACGCAAUACACCGAGAUCCGGAGCAUUUCCCCAAUCCGGACCUGUUCGAUCCGGACCGGUUUACUCCGGAGCAGGAAGCGAAACGCCAUCCGUACGCCUGGACACCGUUUGGUGAGGGUCCGAGAAUUUGUGUGGGACUGCGGUUCGGGAUGAUGCAGGCGCGUAUCGGGUUGGCCUACUUGCUAACCGGAUUUCGAUUUGUACCGGGUGCUAAAACUAUGGUACCGAUGAAGUUAGACGUCAAGAGUUUUAUUCUAUCGCCUCAGGGUGGAUUGUGGUUGAAGGUGGAAAAGCUGAGCACAUGAGGUUUGGCUAUAAUGUUACCACUUUAGUAAUAAUUUAGAACUCCGCUAGGAAAAGAAAUAGACAUUAAUAUAUUUAAAAGCAAAAAUGCUACAAGAAAAAGUAAGUGUUUAAGAUAACAAGCUAUUAAUAUGAAUAAUAAAUAGAACAUUCAAAUUUAAUAAGUAAAA